AUGUAUUGCCGAAUGCGAGCAUCCUGGUCUCUUGUGCGGGCGCACGGGAAUGGACUCAGUUUUCGCACUAUCUACACAGAGUCAGAAGAACUGCUUUCGAAUCUACCAAAGCCCAAAACAUCAACCACGGGCGUUGCAUCCAGGUCGAAAUUUGCCAAGAACACGAGACAGCCACAAGCAAUCGCUCCUUUGAACUCAAAACCGAAAAAAGCACAAACACAAGCUCAACCCCAACAGAACAACCGAGCUCAGGGCCAGGCUCAAUCACAAAGGUCGAAAACAGGACAUGCUAAGCAAGUUCCUUCAAGAUUCACAAAAUCUACUCAAUCUAUAGGAGAUAUGAAUACCAGGAAGAGUCAUGUUAUCGGUGAACUGAACAGGGCAAAAUUCAUUAAUCCGAAUGCGCCGAAAGCUGCACCUCAUGCAUCACCUUCUCCACCUCCACCAGCACCCGCAGGAUCCAAGUUCAAAGAGAAAAAGAAUGAACUGCGCAAUUUGGCCAGGAAUAUGAUGACCAAACAUGAAACAGAGUUAUCUGUUAAACAAGAGAAGGAGAGAAAGAAGAAAGCCAAACUGGAUGCCCAAGACGAGGCUAAUGCCAAAAAUAAAGUGCCUAUAGCUGUUCCUCGAUUCUUAUCUGUAUCGAAUUUUGCUACCAUUCUAAAGGUAAGAACCGACGACCUGCUAAGACGACUUUCAGAUCUUGGAUUUGAAGAUAUGAGUUACAAUUAUAUUUUAGACGCCGAAACUGCAGCUUUGGUGGCAGACGAAUACGGAUUUGACGUGACUAUGAGUGACGAUCAAGGAAUGGACCUUUUCCCAGGACCUAUAGUGGAAGCAAAGUUAAAGCCCAGACCACCUAUAGUCACAAUUAUGGGUCAUGUGGAUCAUGGGAAAACCACUAUUUUGGAUUAUUUGCGCAAAUCCUCCAUAGUCGACAAGGAGUUUGGUGGUAUCACGCAGCAUAUUGGAGCCUUCUCUGUUCUUUCACCUCAUUCCAAGAAGCAAAUCACCUUUCUUGAUACUCCUGGCCAUGCUGCAUUUUUAAAGAUGCGCGAACGUGGUGCCAAUAUCACGGAUAUAAUUAUCCUGGUAGUAGCUGCUGACGAUUCAGUGAUGCCACAGACGAAAGAGGCCAUAAAACAUGCAAAAGCUGCCAAUGUCCCCGUUAUUGUUGCGAUUAACAAGUGUGAUAAACCUGACGCAAAGCCUGAUAGAGUUGUCGCGGAUUUGGCCACAGGCGGUAUCGAUGUGGAAGAUUAUGGUGGAGAAACCCAAACCGUCAAGGUAUCUGGAAAAACAGGAUUGGGAAUGGAGGAACUUGAAGAGGCUGUGGUUGCCCUAGCCGAGAUGCAUGACUUCAAGGCUGAACCCUCAGGUGUUGAUGUAGAAGGCUGGGUUAUCGAAUCUCAUGUUAAACAAGGAAUGGGAAACACAGCUACUUUCCUCGUGAGAAGAGGAACGUUGAAACCUGGAAUGUUUAUUGUGGCUGGCACCACUUAUGCAAAAGUGAGAUCUCUCAAGGACGAAUUUGGAAAGCCUCUCAAAGCUGCUGGACCAUCGACACCGGUCGAGGUCACUGGCUGGAAGGGAUUGCCAGAGGCUGGAGAUGAAGCAAUUGAAGCUAAGAAUGAAUCUGUGGCCAAAAAAGUGAUAGCCAACAGAAUUAAACGUGCAGAGCACAUGCGCGAGCACGAGCAGAUCACCGCUAUUAACGAGAGCAGAAGGGCAGAGGCAGAGCAAACCAGGCGUGCUCAGGAAAUCGAUAAGUAUAGAUCCAUGGGACUGCAGCUGGAUGAAAUCAGGAAAUUGGAACCUGACCUUUUCGAGGAAGAAGGAGUUAUCUGUAAGAAAAUUCCUUUUAUCGUGAAAGCUGAUGUUGCUGGUUCUGCCGAGGCUAUUGAAGAAAGUAUCAAGGGAUUGGGUAAUGAGGAAGUUCAGAGCCAAGUUCUGUUUAGUGGUGUGGGAGUCCCUACAGAUUCGGAUGUGGACCGAGCAAAAGUAGCCAAUGGCUCUAUUAUUUGCUUUAAUGUCAAUAUUCCCAAAGACAUAGAAGCCAGGGCCUCGAGAGACGGUGUUCCUCUGAAGAAGCACAAUGUCAUUUACCAUCUGAUAGAGGAUGUGAUCGAAGAACUGGUGCAAAACCUCCCACCCAAAUUUGAGCUAAAAUCGCUUGCUAAGGCAGACGUCAAGGCCAUUUUUGAAAUCACAGGAAAAAACAAAAAGGUCAAUUUAAUUGCCGGAUGCAGAGUCUCGGAGGGUGUUCUGAAGAGAAAUAGCACUGUGAGGGUAAUGAGGAAGGGUGUUGAGAUUUACCGGGGCCCAAUUACCGAGUUAAAGCACGAGAAGGAUAAUGUUACCGAUGUGAGAUCAGGAACUGAAUGUGGUGUAUCAUUGGGAACGUUUUCAGGUCUUCAAGAAGGUGAUGUUAUCGAGGCAUUUGAGAUGACUGCCUUGAAGAGGUUUUUGUGA
Kuraishia capsulata CBS 1993 is the source of this 2472-nucleotide messenger RNA. RefSeq lists its product as uncharacterized. Gene Ontology annotation, biological process: translational initiation. Lineage: Eukaryota; Fungi; Ascomycota; Pichiomycetes; Pichiales; Pichiaceae. The coding region runs from base 1 to 2472 and encodes 823 amino acids. The record is from RefSeq and is a predicted model, not a curated record. Gene Ontology annotation, molecular function: GTPase activity; translation initiation factor activity; GTP binding. The transcript has a single exon.